AUGGUCUUUAUUCUCGGCGUCAACUUCCCUGAGCGGAAUCUUCUCAAGAAAUCCCUCGAGACCUUCUUCGGAGUCGGAGGUAAUACCUCUUCUCGCCUUCUGGCCCGUUUCAACAUCCACCCGACCUGCCGCGUCGGAGAGCUUGCCAACAAGCAGGUUCUCGACCUGACCGCUGUGCUGUCGGAUAUGAAGAUUGAGAACGAUCUGCGACGAGAGGUUUUGAAUGACAUCAAGCGCUUGAAGGAGACCGGUACCUACCGCGGCCGUCGCCAUGCCCUGGGUUUGCCUGUGAGAGGACAGCGCACACGCACUCAGAUCAAAACCCCUGUCAAACUCAAUCGGAUGGAGCGCCGGCUGUAA
Molecule: messenger RNA, 360 nt
Organism: Penicillium macrosclerotiorum
Lineage: Eukaryota; Fungi; Ascomycota; Eurotiomycetes; Eurotiales; Aspergillaceae
Product: mitochondrial 37S ribosomal protein uS13m
Exons: 4
Coding region: 1-360 (119 amino acids)
Biological process (GO): translation
Cellular component (GO): small ribosomal subunit; mitochondrion; ribosome
Molecular function (GO): structural constituent of ribosome; RNA binding
Source: RefSeq, a predicted model, not a curated record